AUGGCGUCCCCAUUCGACACUGGAAUGUCCCGGUACUCGCCCGAGAUGACUUCCAACUUCCAGAGACCUGGCUCCUCCAGGUCAAGAACACACAGCAUCUCGAGCGACAGGCCCUCGACCGCCGCCAUGAGCAUACUGUCGCCCCCCUUGUCCGCUUCGCCAGAGGCUGCCUUCAUCGCUGCCUCCGCUGCCUCCCAGAUCGUUACCAACGACCAUGACAGCCAUGCCGAUACAUGGUACGACCAGCACGGUUUCCAGCCCUCGGGAGAGACCGUACUCGUCUCCCUCGCCGCCCUGCGCCUGGUCAACGGCUUCCUUGACCACCUCCUCUUCAACUUUCUCUCCAGGUCUGGAUCCACCACCCUGGCCGCUCUCCGGCCCGCCGUCACUGAGGUCCUCAAGCCGAAGCUCGCCAAGGAUGCCAUCAAUAACGCAGAUGAGGAGCUGAGGGAGUACCUAGGCGGCGGCGAUGACGACGAAUUCCUGCACUCGCAAUCCUCGCCUUCGCCAAGAGACUGGGACCUGGAGCUCGUCUGGAAACGAACCAGGCUGAGGUGCAUGGUUUAUUCCUCCUUGGGCGACAUGGAAGAGGAGGACGAGGACCAUCACAUGGAAGAAGGCCUGCUCAGCGAUGACGAUGAGAACCUCAGCGGGGCCGUGUCCCCUGCGGUCGCCAUCUUUCUGACCUCGAUUCUCGAGUUUCUGGGUGAGCAAGCCUUGAUUUCUGCUGGCCAGGCAGCCUGGCAUCGGAUGCGUGUCAACUACGAGAGAGACCAGAAUGAUGGUAUCAAGGGCCGUUCGGAUGUUGUGGAUAGGAUUGUCGUCGAUGAAGUCGACAUGGAGAGGGUGGCCCUGGACCGAACGUUGGGCAGGCUCUGGAGGGCCUGGAAGAAACGGAUAAGGUAUCCUGUGUACAGCUCUGCUGAGAUGUCGCCACAGUCUCUGUCGCGAGAGAGGGUAAUGCAUUUCAGACAGAGCAGCGUGUCCGCCGAAAGCGCUGUACCACCCGCGGUACAGGAGUCUGCGCCCGAGUCCCCUGCCGCAGAGGCCCAAGAAUCGUUGGCAGAGAGGGCCACCGCGGAGGAGGAUGACGUUCAGCCUGCAGCAGUUCCACUCCCAAUGAGUGAGAGAGACAUCGAUGAAAUUGAGGUGCCUGGCCUCGUGCACUACAGCGACGAAGAGACGGAAGAAGAUGAGCCCCAAGAGUUGGACGCCGUUACACGACCCAAGAGCAUGAUGAUAUUCCCGCUGGCAACGAAGGCUGAGCCUCCGACACCUACGUCCGAGCCACACACUCCAACAAGAGCAACGAGGAAGCGCGCUAACUCUCUCCCGACGCCGGCUGCCUCCCCCGACCAGCGCAGGAAGGCCACGGCUCAGGCGAAGGAGACUGCUGAGGCGCCGAAAGCAGCAGGUCAGGUUGAUGUGGCCGAGACCCCAACUGAGCAGGUGGAAGACGGCACUGAGCAUAGCGCAGCCAUUGUGGAGGAAAUCGACAAUCAGGACGCGGAGUCCGCCACCGGUGACCGCGUCAAGACCCCUGAGGUGCCCCCCGUCGAUGGAGAUGGUGCAGAGCCUCAGCCUACGGGGCUUAUCCCCAAGAUUGUUGGGGCCGUCGCCGCGCUCGCCACAGGAGCUGGCGCAGGGGCUGUGGUUGCAGAUCGCAGUGAGCGCGUCGAGACCAAGGAUGAUGGAGACGAUUCGGACUUUGAGGUUGAGGAGGCCCAGAUAUUGACUUCCUCCAGGAUUUCGAUCGGGACUAACAUCUCGAACCGGAGGUCCCUGAGGCUGGUGAAUGUUGCUAGUCCACGGACCCCUUCCAUCAGGUCUCAGAUGAGCUCGGCUCAGGAGCAAAGCAAUAGCUCCUACUCGCGGUCUGGAGAAGUCUCGAGGGCUAGCAGCAUCCAGACCCAGUCCAACGUGGAGGACUCGCGGCCCGCCGAAGACGGCCGUGGUGUCCAAGUCCCUGUCACAAGCUCAUCAGCCGUGCCGCGCAGCACGGUUGCACUGCCAAUUUCUGAGGCCGAGGAAAGGGCAGAAUCUGCGACGCGAAAACUCCCGCCGACCCCUGCGCCCUCCGCGGUCGUAGCACCUCGAAGGGAGGCAGCAACUGAAGCACAGCCUGUCGUUAACGAAGAGCACCAAGGGCAACACACACAAGCUCAACCCCAGGCAACACAGCCUCUCUUUGGCUCAUACACGUUGACGCCGGAGAACAUGCGUGAAAUAGAGGGCUCACCGAGAACUGUACCAUCUGGCGUACCUGGCAAGGGGAGAAAGAGCGAAGAUGCUCGCCAGCCAACAAGGGACCGAGCUGCUUCAGCUGCUACGACCAAGUCGGAUGCCAGGGUUCCUCGUGAAUCACUGGUUGAGUUUGCCGAGUUCAUUCGUGCAACUGGUCCCUCUGGCGCGGACGCGAACCCCACGCCGCUCAAGCGGAACCAGAGUGUCAUGGCGAACCGGACAACUCCACGCCAGAAGCCGAGCGCCAACAUGAGCCUCGACUACGGACGUCCUUCGAUGGGCGGGAGCGUCAGCAGGGCUCGUCUGCAGGCCAGAGGUGCUACAGUCGACAAUGACAGCGACAACUCCGACCUGAUUGAUUUCAUCCGCCGCGGCCCACCCAGCACUGGUAACAACAACCCUCGCAUCCCCCGGACGGUGGCGCCUUUCCGCACAACCAUGGAUUCGGACCUACUGAAAUCGGCCGUUGGUGGCAAGGCCAUGGAUGCCACCCUCCCUGACAUACACGACACGCGCUACAGCCAGGCCUCAACAAACGUCACCGAAAUGUCCGCGCCGUCUGUUCAGUCCUCUAUCAACUCUCAGAGCGCUCUUCUUUCAAGGAAACAGCCGCCGGGACAGUCGGGCAACCCAUUUGACGAACCAGAUAUGAUGCCGCAGCGCAAGCAACACCGUGUUCGGGAUCCUUAUGCCAUUGACUUGAGCGACGAGGAGGAAGAGGAUGACGAUUUCGAUCCUCUGCCGCGGAGAAAGCCACAGCAGCCCAAGGAGGAAAGCUUGAUUGACUUCCUGAACAGCGCACCGCCACCUCCCGAGUCAGCCCCUGUCCCCUUUAAUCUUCCCCGGACACAAACCAUGCCUGCACAGGCUACACAGGCACCCAAGAAAAAGGCCAGUGCGCCCAGUUUAAUGUCGAGAUUCCGACAGAACAGCAGCAACCAUAAUAGCAGUGCAGCUGCAGGCAACUCGAACGGGUUGAAGAGCCCCACCAAGUCGCAGAAGAAGGGUAGCGUGCCGGCAGCUAGCAAGGGCUAUAUUCCUAUCCAGGUCAACAUCCCCACCGGUGGUGACCUGUUUCCUUCCUACGGCUCAAGCAGCACGGCCACGGCUGCGCCUAGCAUGCCACCCAGCACGUCCUCGUCGCGGCCCAGUGGGCGCGUGCCAAUGAAGAGGUUUGAGCCUCGCGAUGCUGUCUCCGUGCCCUCGCGUGGCACCUCCGACCUGGCCGAUUUCCUUCGGAGCUCUGGGCCCCCACCGACGAUGAACACGCCGCCUUUCGCUGCUGAGCAACCCGAGACCAACGCCGGGUCAAGGUUAUUUGGCCGCCGGAAGAAGUCAAUGGGUUUCGCAUAG
Diaporthe batatas is the source of this 3597-nucleotide messenger RNA. RefSeq lists its product as uncharacterized. The transcript is spliced from 5 exons. The record is from RefSeq and is a predicted model, not a curated record. NCBI's taxonomy places the organism in Eukaryota, Fungi, Ascomycota, Sordariomycetes, Diaporthales, Diaporthaceae. The coding region runs from base 1 to 3597 and encodes 1198 amino acids.